Messenger RNA from Gambusia affinis (western mosquitofish), 617 nucleotides. RefSeq names its product diphthamide biosynthesis 3 (gene dph3). The coding region runs from base 147 to 398 and encodes 83 amino acids. The record is from RefSeq and is a predicted model, not a curated record. The transcript is spliced from 3 exons. Gene Ontology annotation, molecular function: metal ion binding. Gene Ontology annotation, biological process: protein histidyl modification to diphthamide. NCBI's taxonomy places the organism in Eukaryota, Metazoa, Chordata, Actinopteri, Cyprinodontiformes, Poeciliidae.
AAACAAAUCAAAUGAUUUGCAGCUAUUCUUUAGUCGCCACCGCCUUCGUCACGGCGUGAGACGGAAACGUCAUCACUCUGCGUCGCAGCCCGGCUGGAAUCAGCGUGUCGCCGUAAAUAAACGGCUGAUGGUGUCUCCGGUGAAAUAUGUCGGUGUUUCAUGAUGAGGUGGAGAUUGAGGACUUUGAGUUUGACGAGGAGACGGAGGCCUACUACUUCCCUUGUCCUUGUGGAGACCGCUUCUGUAUAACCAAGGAGGACCUGGAGAACGGGGAGGAAGUGGCCACAUGUCCCAGCUGCUCACUCAUCAUCAAAGUCAUCUAUGAUAAGGAACUUUUCAUGUCUGGAGAAACUGUCGAAGCUCCAUCAGAACCUAAACUGCAGCGAGUUCAGACCUGAACCAGAACCUGGACUCGACUCAAAGCAGCCGACAAAGUGGAAACCUCACCCUGCAUGUCUGCUGGCGGUGCGUUCGGGUUCCACUGGGAAACGCCGGACUUCUCCAGGAUUCCCUGAACCCGUUUGUUCAGACCAGAACUGCGUCAUGUUGGCACCGAGCGCUCCGUUACACAGCAGCCAGAUAUAAUACUGUGUUUUUAAUAAAUCUGGUUAAUGUGG